AUGGCGACUACAACGACGUCGUUUCUAUCACCGACACAAAGGUAUGUUGCCGCCGCAUUGUUCGGACUAUCCCUUCACGAAUCCCAAGUCAACCAGACUCGCAUUCUACCCUUACCAGCUUCGGAUGACUCCAUCUCCAACACCUAUCGAAUCAGUAGUAGUAGCUCUAGCAGUAUUGAUUCUGUGUCCAGUGAUCCUGAUCUCUGGGUUCACCAUCACUCCGGUUUACUCCAACCCGUUUUCAAGUUUCUAGAUAUUGAUUCAUCUGCGUGGUAUGGGUUAGAAGAAACUGCUGGUUCUUCUUCUGCUACACAUCAUGUUGGACCAUAUAUGAGACUGCUUUCACAAGAAUUUGAUGAAGGUUCUGCUGAAUCUUCUCAAAGGCUAGACUAA
Messenger RNA from Lathyrus sativus (Indian pea), 393 nucleotides. The record is from the annotation of a GenBank genome assembly. Lineage: Eukaryota; Viridiplantae; Streptophyta; Magnoliopsida; Fabales; Fabaceae.